This is a messenger RNA of Anopheles coustani, 2945 nucleotides long. It is a transcript of the gene ida, whose product is annotated as anaphase-promoting complex subunit 5. Lineage: Eukaryota; Metazoa; Arthropoda; Insecta; Diptera; Culicidae. The record is from RefSeq and is a predicted model, not a curated record. Bases 95 to 2350 code for a protein of 751 amino acids. Gene Ontology annotation, cellular component: anaphase-promoting complex. The transcript has a single exon. Gene Ontology annotation, biological process: protein K11-linked ubiquitination; positive regulation of mitotic metaphase/anaphase transition; anaphase-promoting complex-dependent catabolic process.
UGUGUUCUCAAUCUUUGAUCCUUAUUGUUAUUGAUUGAACUAGUCGGUUGUGUUUAGUUCGCAGAGUCGUGUAUGCAGUAACACAUUCGUCAACAUGAGUAAAAACGAAGCAGAAAAUGCAUGCUUCUGGUUGUCGAACCAAAGCACCAGCAAGAUGGAUGUGCUUACGCCACACAAAAUGGUCGUUGUAUUCCUGAUUCAGGAGUAUAUGCGAUUGAAGAAAACUCCCGACAGUGGCACCACCGAGGAACAACCUCCCGCGAUCGAGCUGAGCUUCGCUGACAGAAAACGUUUCUGCAUGUUGCUACUGAAACUUAUCCAGUACCCCGAUAUGCCGUACAAGGACUUGCAUGGGCUGCUGGUGUCCCCAACGUAUGGAUUACAUCCGGUCCAUCUGGAGGAGUUUACGAAGCUCAUGAAGCUACUGAAAUCGGUCGGGAUCGAUGUGCUGUUCGAUCUGUACAACGACAUCGAUAAGCUCAUCAUGGACAGCUCAGUUCUGAUAGGUAUCGUUGGUUUGCAUCUACGUAAAGUGUUCGUCACGAUGGACAAGAUGAAUUUCCAGGAAGUGAUGGAACUGUAUCAAGCUACCAUUGCCUACUAUGAUAAGGGAAUGGAUGCGAUGGAAGCGGAAAAGCAGGAUGCUAGUGAAGUUGAAGCAUCGCUACAACACAGCCAGUACAAACCAAUCGAACCGUCCGACCAUGGUACGUUCGCUGCGAAAUGGUCCGUCAAACAGUCGGAGUUGUUCGUCGCCCAGCAGACCGCACUUUUGAAGGAGAAUGAAGUGAAGGCGCUGCCACCGAAUGAGCUGCAGGAACGGUUGGACGAAAUCAUCCACGAUCGGCCACAAUAUUCGCAAGCGUACUUUCUACAAUACUUGAACAAUCUGCGUGUGCGUGACGUUAACAAUGCUAUCCAGGCGCUGCACCGGUCUUUUGACCGCGGUACUACGGCUUCGUCGGCUGCAGUUGCCAACGGCGGCAGUUCGGUACCGGCUGCUUCCGAAAGCUACACUAAAGAGUACCAGUACUGCAAUCUAAACCUUGCGAUUUUACACUCCCAUUUCGGGCACCAGCAACACGCCCUGAAAAGUUUGCAAGAGUGCAUCACGCUGGCCCAUGACAAUGGCGACUUGACGUGCCUUCAUCUGGCGCAAUCGUGGAUUGCCCGGUUAAACAACCACGACACACCCAUACCGGAGAAAAAUAGUAGCAUUAGCGCGAUACACGCAACGUCAUUGGGAGUGCUGGCGGGUCUGCAGAGUUCGUGCCAAGCAGGCGAUGCGUUGCCGUCGAAAUUGUUCGGCUUACUGAUGUUGAACGACCAUCUAAACUGCCAACGAUCGAUGAUGGACCUUGUGGCAAACGGAACCGCGGUUCGCGCGGCUCUGUGGACGGUGUACGGCAAGCACGAGAUGGCCUCUCUGUGUGCGCAAAUUCUGAUGAAUGCGGAUUUAAAAUCUUUGGAUAAAAUCUACAACGGAGAGGGCAUUUGCCAAGUAAUCUGCACAAUCGCGGUUCGACUAGCGUUUUUAGGCGAGUUUAAUUUGGCCAUCGUUAUGGUGAAACAUGCCAAGGAUCGUUUUCCUCGCUACCCGCACACGGUUGCUUGGAGCGUAACGGACCACUAUAUAACGUUAACCCGAGCUAUUUACCGAGGCCACUGGGCUGAGGCUAUCAAUGAGUGUCAGAGGCUACGCUCGUUCGACAAACCACUGGCACUGCUGCAGUUUGCGCACGUGAUGCUCGCAAAGCUCGACAUCACCACAGCAAAAACGGUCAUCCUGCGUCUGCUGAAGAAUAGCGACGAACUGGAACCGCUGAUCCACGUGCGGGCACUGAUACUCUAUGCCAACACGUUCAUGCCCGCCCAUCAUGCCGGGGCACUCAGUGAACUCGGCAAGGCCCAAGACCUCGCCCGGAAGUACUAUCUCGAGUACGAAGAUGCCAUGAUAGACCUGCACAUCGGCUACAUUUAUCUGGUACAUAUGCAUGUGCCUAGGCAGGCACUGGUUCCUUUAAAAUCCUGCCUGGAAACUAUCCUCGCAAACGGGCCCAUCUAUGACAAGUCGCGAGCCAUAUUCACCUUUGCCCGUGCCCUGGUGGAAGCGGAGGAGAAACAAAACCGACUGGAGAAGCUCGUCACGCUGAUGCCGAUGCUCGAGGAAGCGAUGGAAAACUUCGAAAAGCUUGAGUGCUACAGUAAGGCCAAGGAUAUGUAUAUCUACCUAGCGAAGACAUUCCACUCGCUCGGACAGCAUGAUGAAAAGAACCGCUUCGCAUACCGUUACCGGGUGCUGCAGGAACAGUUUCCCACCGAAUUGCAGUAUCUUAAUAUAUUCCACUAGAACAAAAGAUCCUCGUGGGCGGAGAAUAUCAUUACCUUCGGCGAAACGCGUACACUCGUCACCCCGUAUCGGUGUCCUAGCAGAGGUGAAAAGGCAUCCUCCCGGAAUCCGCUGCCUGCUGCCCAGCGCCACACACGCACCGUUUUGUCACUGUAAUUGCGGUAUAACAUUUUCAACGUAAGAAAAAUAAGAAAAGAAAUCCAUUAGUAGUGAAUGGGAAACGAUCUAAAUAUGCACCCUGCUGUGCAUAUUGUACAUGUUUUCUUAAUGGCAAGUGCAAGCUUAACGGUGCAUGAGGAUGCACCGGAGUGUGAGGAACCUUAGAACGACGUUAAUGGAUUCUGGUGAUAAUAUCGAUAAUUUUCAUACGUUUCCAAACAACUGUCAUUAUAUGCUACUCUAACUGUACCAUAGAUUGCAGUAUGAAUAAAAUUACAUUCAAUGUUUCAACUAAAUAUACAAGUUCUAUGUACACUUAAAAUCAGGUUUCCAUAAUGUGGGAUUCAAGCCAAGAAUACCUUGGUUGUUUAAACAGACAGUCACAAUAGUGAUCCAAUUUUGAAAAAAAGAAUAUGUUAUUCAAACGACUGAUAAU